This is a messenger RNA of Botrytis fragariae, 327 nucleotides long. RefSeq lists its product as uncharacterized. Lineage: Eukaryota; Fungi; Ascomycota; Leotiomycetes; Helotiales; Sclerotiniaceae. The transcript is spliced from 2 exons. The record is from RefSeq and is a predicted model, not a curated record. Bases 1 to 327 code for a protein of 108 amino acids.
AUGGCUCACUCCGAUACUUGGUCUACCAAAACCAACCAUCCAUCUGUCAAAAGCUCUCAUUCCAAGACCUCUAAGGAGAAAGUGGAAUCGCAAUCGAGAACGAAAUCCAGUUCGCCUGACCACAAAACACAAGACACUUCCCCCUCGCAACCCAUUGAUGAUGGAUAUUACUCAUUUGAAAGAGCGUCAAGAUACGCCGCAGACCCUAUAAAUCCUAACCCGGAAUACGAACAUUGGUCAGCAAAGAAAAGUAUGGAUGCCCAUAAAGCCGACAUGAGACAGUAUCUCGAACGCUACGAUGAUACCUGGAGCCACGCCUCGCAAUAA